CUUAGUGUGUGAAAUAGACAGAAAUUUAGAGACAUAUCUGAAAAGUAGAUCACUAGAAAAGCAGGUUAAAAUUGAAAGGAAGAUCAAAUAUAAGCGACCGCAGAGAUCAUCUGAUGAAAUCCAUCACACAUUAGAAGACGAUUCCCAUCAGGUGAUGUCUCUCUUCUGAAGCCUGUUUUUAUCAGUAAUGGGCUGUGCACAGUGCAAAAAGAAGGAAGAAAAAGCAGUGGAUGUAAGUGUGGAGAGCUUCUCCAGUCCACGCUAUUUCCCGGAUCCUACAACAGUACGCAACCAAGACUUUAGCAUUUCUACUAUCAACUCAAUAUGUGUAGUCGGAGGACCUUUCUUGGGUGGAGGACAGAGAGGCAUGGGUGUCACUGGAUCUUCAGGAGCAACAACCUUCAUUGCCCUGUAUGAUUAUGAGGCUCGGACAGAAGAUGACCUAACUGUUGUGAAGGGAGAUAAAUUCCACAUUUUAAAUAACUCUGAGGGUGACUGGUGGGAAGCUCGAUCACUGCGUUCAGGAAAAACAGGAUACAUCCCUAGUAACUAUGUAGCUGCUAUAGAUUCGAUCCAAGCAGAAGAGUGGUAUUUUGGUAAACUUGGCAGAAAAGAUGCAGAGAGGCAUUUGCUGAGUGAAGGCAAUAUUCAAGGAAGUUUUAUGAUCAGAGAAAGCGAAACUACAAAGGGUGCAUUCUCACUCUCUGUUCGUGACUGGGAUAAUAAAAGAGGAGAUCAUGUCAAACAUUACAAGAUCCGCAAGAUUGACAACGGAGGAUAUUAUAUCACAACACGAGUUCAGUUUGACAGUGUGCAGGAGCUGGUCCAACAUUACACAGAAUUCAAUGAUGGUCUUUGCCAAUUGUUAACGAAGCCUUGUGUCAACCUAAAGCCUCAAACAAUGGGACUUGCAAAAGAUGCCUGGGAAAUAGCAAGGGAGUCUAUCACGCUAGAUAAAAAGCUGGGACAGGGCUGCUUUGGAGAUGUUUGGAAAGGUACAUGGAAUGGUACAACUAAAGUAGCUGUGAAGACACUGAAACCAGGCACUAUGUCCCCAGAAGCAUUUUUGGAGGAGGCUCAGAUUAUGAAAAAGCUUCGCCAUGAUAAACUGGUCCAGUUAUAUGCAGUGGUUUCUGAGGAGCCCAUAUAUAUUGUCACUGAAUAUAUGUUACAGGGAAGCUUGCUAGAUUACCUGAAAGAAAAGGAAGGGCAAUACUUGAAGUUACCACAGUUAGUGGAUAUGUUAGCACAGAUAGCUACGGGUAUGGCGUAUAUUGAAAGAAUGAAUUAUAUUCAUCGUGAUCUUAGAGCCGCCAAUAUUUUGGUGGGUAACAACUUGAUUUGUAAGAUAGCAGACUUUGGCCUUGCACGGCUCAUCGAAGACAAUGAGUACACAGCUCGACAAGGUACCAAAUUUCCCAUCAAAUGGACAGCUCCUGAGGCCGCUAUGUAUGGAAGAUUCACCAUUAAAUCUGACGUCUGGUCAUUUGGAAUUCUAAUGUGUGAGCUGGUGACGAAGGGAAGAAUUCCGUAUCCAGGUAUGAGUAAUAGAGAGGUACUGGAGCACGUAGAAAGGGGCUACCGCAUACCAUGCCCUUCAGAUUGCCCCCCAUCUCUUCAUGACCUUAUGCUACAGUGCUGGAAGGGGGAUCCCGAGGAACGUCCUACAUUUGAGUACUUGCAGUCCUUUUUGGAAGACUACUUUACAGCUACUGAGCCACAGUAUCAGCCUGGGGACACUAUCUAAAGCUUAAGUGUGAUGGCAGCAAAGAACAUGGAGUAAAACUUCAUGAAGGAGGUUACUGAAGGAUGUUAACCUUCAGAAGAUAGAGAGAUGAAGAUAUAUUGAGUGACCUUGAAGUUUUUGCAUCCAACUAUGGGAUGGUACCUGAAUUUUUAAAGUCAGACUAUACUUGAAGUGCCAAAAUGAGCAACAAUGACCAUAUCACCAGCAAUAUCAAGUAAAUUUCAUACAAACGCAUAUGAUUAUGAAUGAAUGUGUUGUAGACAAGCCAUAAUAGCUAUGAUAAUAUGUACUUUGGAAUCUCUCAAAUGUCCUGUUUGCUUUAUGCUAUGUUCUACACAGUGUUUUUGUGUGAAACUUAUGUGAAAAUAUACAUAGUAAGAUUCUGUUGCAUAUCCAUACCAUUUAUGUAUUAAAUACUGUUUUACU
Molecule: messenger RNA, 2173 nt
Organism: Bufo bufo (common toad)
Lineage: Eukaryota; Metazoa; Chordata; Amphibia; Anura; Bufonidae
Gene: FGR
Product: FGR proto-oncogene, Src family tyrosine kinase
Exons: 13
Coding region: 188-1747 (519 amino acids)
Biological process (GO): protein phosphorylation; cell surface receptor protein tyrosine kinase signaling pathway; cell differentiation
Cellular component (GO): extrinsic component of cytoplasmic side of plasma membrane
Molecular function (GO): signaling receptor binding; ATP binding; non-membrane spanning protein tyrosine kinase activity
Source: RefSeq, a predicted model, not a curated record